GUGGUAGACCCACAGCAGGGUGUCCAAGUUGCUGGGAGUCCCCUUCAUGUCCGCAGCAGAUGGUAGGUGCAGGGGGGCGGGGACAAUACUGGAGCGAUGGAGGGGUAGCAAGGGGAGUAACCCCACCUCCUGUGCAGAGGUGUUUGUGAGGUAGGGGCAGCUAGCGGCCUCUCGUUUUGAUGGACGCCGUGACGUCAUGCCUUUUGGGUAUCUCAGGUAUCUUAUUUUCGUCAUGGUGGUUGCCACGCUCAUAGUUAUGAAUUGCGUCAUCGUGCUCAACGUGUCUUUGCGGACGCCGACCACUCAUGCCACAUCCCCUCGGCUGCGCCAAAUUUUAUUGGAGCUGCUGCCACACCUCCUGGGCUCGAGCUCACCCCCCGAGUCUCCCCGAGCUGCCCCACCCGCGAGGCGAGCCUCGUCUGUGGGCAUUCUGCUCCGAGCAGAGGAGCUCAUCCUGAAAAAGCCGCGGACCUUUAUCAGGACUUUAAAGUCUAGCAAGAAGAUGACAGGGACAUUUGGGAGUGCUGUAGCAGGGGACUGCACCCUGCCCAGCUGA
Messenger RNA from Peromyscus leucopus (white-footed mouse), 556 nucleotides. Its product is annotated as acetylcholine receptor subunit epsilon-like. NCBI's taxonomy places the organism in Eukaryota, Metazoa, Chordata, Mammalia, Rodentia, Cricetidae. The transcript has 2 exons. Gene Ontology annotation, cellular component: membrane. The record is from RefSeq and is a predicted model, not a curated record. The coding region runs from base 197 to 556 and encodes 119 amino acids. Gene Ontology annotation, biological process: monoatomic ion transport.